CCUAACCCGCAACAAGCGGGUAUUUCCUGCUGCGACCACGCACGCCGAGUAACCACAGACAUGGCUCUCACGGAGGUCGUCAAGGGCCCACCCUUCAUAAUUAAAGCUGUCGCACUGGUUUUAUCCAUUAUUAUAGCCUGUCUCACAACUAACCAGCAAGUUGGCUUAGGUCCUUCUACUCUUGUGCGCACGGCAGUUGUCGACGGCACGAUAGUAGCUUUUAUCAUUCUAGGUGUCCUAAUCCUCAUUGGCUAUUUAAUCGGGUCUCCUCUACACCUCUACCUGAUACUACUUUCUUCAGCAGCGGGAACUAUAUUGUUCUUCGUAUCUGGAGGACUUAUAUUGGAUUCAUACGUCCGAGAUCCUUAUAAAUAUGGUGAAGUAUGCGGUGCAGGAAUACUAGCCCUUAUUAAUGGACUCGUUUACGCUUGUGACGUAUUUCUGACAUGGAAGUACAGCUAGAUACUACCCACCCCGUGUUAAUAUGUGGCAAUACGUCUUAACAGUGUAUAUAUUACACCUAUCUGCUGUUCUGGUGAGAGGCACUCAGUUAGAGCUGUUUGAAACAUCAUCAAAUGAACUUGACCAAAAGCACCCUCAGCUUAAUUUCCUAACCGUCUCUUCACCUAAGGCAGAUAUUUGUUUUCAAACAGUUACAUUUGUGUAUAUAAUGUGUUGAAUAAGUUAUUAAACAGUAGUAUUAAGAUGUGGCGUUAAGUGUUGACAUCCAAAAGAUUUCAUUCAAGUUUCUUCUCUUGCUCUCAUAUUAAUUAAAUUAUUAGUGAAGCAUUCUUGAUUGAGAAGAACUGAUCUCGAAGUAGCUUUACAUAUAGAAACAUUUUCUUACAGAGAUAGACAUAAGGUGUCGUACUAACAUUUUCAGUGAGAUAACAUGAGCAGUGGCAGCCAGUUUGUGAGCGUUGGAUAUUGUCUAUCCAUAGACCGUCAUUUGUAAUUUUUAUGUCUAAUGAAAGAAUGACAAUCAGAGUCUACAGAAAAUUAACUAAUAAGAGUGUGAUGUUAUAUUCAAAGAGGUCAUAAUGUAACACGUUCCGAUCCUCCCAAAAUUGUGAAAAUCUGUAUAUAAUUUCUCUUAGCUGAUUUGUCU
This is a messenger RNA of Schistocerca cancellata (South American locust), 1108 nucleotides long. RefSeq lists its product as uncharacterized. The transcript has 4 exons. The record is from RefSeq and is a predicted model, not a curated record. NCBI's taxonomy places the organism in Eukaryota, Metazoa, Arthropoda, Insecta, Orthoptera, Acrididae. Bases 61 to 462 code for a protein of 133 amino acids. Gene Ontology annotation, biological process: septate junction assembly.